AUGACACUCCGAAAAGGAGAGAAAAUGACCAUAAGUAUCCAGGAGCACAUGGCUAUUGACGUCUGCCCUGGCCCCAUCAAACCCAUCAAACAGAUCUCCGACUACUUCCCCCGCUUCCCUCGCGGGCUCCCCGCCGCCGUGGGCCGCAGCGGGGCCCUGCGCCCGGCUGUCAGCCAGCCCUCCGUCAGCCCCGCCGAGGCGCCCCGCGAGGAGGACGAGGACGUGGACCAGCUUUUCGGGGCGUAUGGCACGACGCCCGCCCAGCAGCCGGCCAAGUGCCCCCCACCCGAGGAGACGGUGGACCCCGAGGGCUACGAAUCCGACGACUGCACCGCGCUGGGGACGCUGGAUUUCAGCUUGCUCUACGACCAGGAGAACAACGCUCUGCACUGCACCAUCAACAAAGCCAAGGGCCUGAAGCCGAUGGACCAUAAUGGUUUGGCCGACCCCUACGUCAAAUUGCACUUGCUUCCCGGAGCCAGCAAGGCGAAUAAACUACGAACCAAGACGCUGCGCAACACGCUGAACCCCACCUGGAACGAGACGCUCACCUACUACGGCAUCACCGACGAGGACAUGAUCCGCAAGACCCUGCGGAUCUCAGUGUGCGACGAGGACAAGUUCCGCCACAACGAGUUCAUCGGGGAGACGCGGAUCCCGCUGAAGAAACUGAAGCCCAACCAGACCAAAAACUUCAGCAUCUGCCUGGAGAAGCAGCUGCCGAUAGAUAAAACAGAGGACAAGUCGCUGGAGGAGCGUGGCCGGAUCCUCAUCUCCCUCAAGUACAGCUCGCAGAAGCAGGGCCUGCUGGUGGGCAUCAUCCGCUGCGCCCACCUGGCCGCCAUGGACGCCAACGGCUACUCCGACCCCUACGUCAAAACCUACUUGAAACCGGACGAGGACAAGAAGUCGAAGCAUAAGACGGCAGUGAAGAAGAAAACACUGAACCCUGAAUUCAAUGAGGAGUUCUGCUAUGAGAUAAAGCACGGCGACCUGGCCAAAAAAACCUUGGAAGUCACCGUGUGGGACUACGACAUCGGGAAAUCGAAUGACUUCAUAGGUGGAGUCGUGCUGGGAAUUAAUGCCAAAGGCGAGAGGCUGAAGCACUGGUUCGACUGCCUGAAAAACAAGGACAAGAAAAUCGAGCGCUGGCACACACUAACAAACGAGCUGCCAGGGGCCGUCCUCAGCGACUGAGUGCCCCGUGGACUGCUCGCCUCCACAGCAUCGGGCGGAGGGGAGCAAGGCACUGCUGCGAGGGAGAGGGGACAUCCCGCGCCGUGCCGCGGGGACACGCUUCCAAGGGAGCAAGGCAGAGGCCCCUCGCUGUGCUCAGCGGGUCCCGGCCCCUAAGGCUUUUCCAGAAUGCCUCUCAGCACCCUUACACGCACACACACAUGCUCAUGAGCAUGCAAAUGCACAAAUGCGCGCGCGCACACACACACACACACACACUCAACACACACCUGCAUGCACUAGAGUUCUGACUCCUCUCCUAACUCGUCGCUGUACUGACUUACCUUCCUGCUGCCUUGCAAUUCAGUGGCAAAAAUGAAUGCAUCAGUCUUCGUUCGUGUAUCUAAUAUGAGCAAAAGGCAUCACUAAAACAUGGAACUAUUUUAUCCAGGCGAUUGUGCCAUAUUUCUGGUGGUUUGUCAGUCUCUGUGGUUUGGGCCUAAACAGUCUUUUAUGCAUUUAAAGCUCCUCCGUCGGAAUGAUUGUGUUCUCUGAUAACCUAGGAAGACUGUUUGCUUCUCUUCCAGAAAUGUGCUUGUCCCCUCCGAUCACCCGUGUGAGUCAGCUGGCAGGCUGAGGGGCUGAGCACCUCUGCAGCCCCCCACAAACCCCCAGGGGCAGCUCCAGCCCCGGCCACCUCCCCGGGAGCUGGCAUGGGGAGUGAAAGCAGGGAAUAAAACAACAAUGCCGAGUAGGGCAGCCCCAGGCUGUGCCAGCUGCUCCUCUCCCCACGUGCCGCUUCCCGGGAGUUUCAGCCCCGCUGCUUUUCCAGGAAAGCUGGCUUUUAGGCUGGAUUUUUCUCACUUUCCCCUUUAUCUCCUUUCCCAGUGCAUGCCAUUGCAUAGGAGCCAGGCAGUUACCACCACAAGCUGUCUGUGUGCUACAAGCCGAGCCUGUUCCUGGGGGUGCUCAGCUCAGGCACAGCCGCCAGCUCACACAAUUUGCUGCAGCAUGCAUGGUCUGGCCCAAAUUUCUGCAUACGGCACAGGAAUACCAGGCCUGAACUGUGUACGGCACCAGGUCUGAGCUGUCCUCCACAUCCCGCCCUGCCGGCUCUCGUGCAAAACCCAACGAGGCACCGACGGGUGAAAACUUUCUGCGAAAUGCUGCACCUUGCCAGAAAUUUCUGAAGCCUUUAAACUGCG
This is a messenger RNA of Cygnus atratus (black swan), 2381 nucleotides long. RefSeq names its product double C2 domain beta (gene DOC2B). NCBI's taxonomy places the organism in Eukaryota, Metazoa, Chordata, Aves, Anseriformes, Anatidae. Gene Ontology annotation, cellular component: membrane. Bases 1 to 1197 code for a protein of 398 amino acids. The transcript has 9 exons. The record is from RefSeq and is a predicted model, not a curated record.